Synchytrium microbalum is the source of this 1950-nucleotide messenger RNA. RefSeq lists its product as uncharacterized. Lineage: Eukaryota; Fungi; Chytridiomycota; Chytridiomycetes; Synchytriales; Synchytriaceae. The transcript is spliced from 16 exons. Gene Ontology annotation, molecular function: dolichol kinase activity. Gene Ontology annotation, cellular component: endoplasmic reticulum membrane. Gene Ontology annotation, biological process: dolichyl monophosphate biosynthetic process. Bases 1 to 1950 code for a protein of 649 amino acids. The record is from RefSeq and is a predicted model, not a curated record.
AUGUCAGGAUCUCCGUUGACACCUCGAGAGAUUGCCGAAAUAGGCUUGACAGUCGCUCCGACACUAUAUCUCGCAUGGCAUUUCUAUAAUCUGACUGCUCAUAGUGCUCAAUCUUGGGGACUGCUUAUGAUAUGUGUUUUGGCAGUAGAAAAUCAAUGGAAGAAGCAUCGCCCAUGGGGCACAUCUAUUGGUGAUUACAGGCCAUCUUCAGAUCAAGGACUUAUUUCGGGAUCGCUCAUCGCUCCAUUAACAGCUUGCAGUAUCUUGUGGUCUAAUAUGAGUUCAGAAACCGAAUUCGCAUCAUCACACCUUGCUACAUUAUCAAUCUCAUUUGCGCUACUCGCCAAUAUCUUUUUGGUGUCGUCGACAAACACUAUUGAUGUGAAAAGGGUCAUUAUGGCUGGACUUGUGGUGUUUCGAAUGUGUCAUCAAUCUGGUCUCGCAUUCUGGAUGAUAGGACCAUGUCUAGCCACUUUCUCAAUGCUUUACUAUAUCACUAUCGCCAUCCUGAGACGAAGCUUCACAGCUGGAGAAGCUAUUCUUGCAUCACAACUCUUGUCGUUGGCGUGUAUAUCAUCCGCGUUGGCUGCUCUACCGAAUCCAUACAAUGGAAUUGUACUAAAAUGGACUGCAACAUACAUCAUGUUGCUGGCACUCAUACCUGGAAUGCUCGCUAUCGGUGUAUUGACAAACACCGUACUGAUAUACUCGAAAUCAACGUAUCUGGAUGUAGUGAAAGUUGGAAAUCCAAGUGGUGCGCUGCUAGCUUCGUAUCGGAUAUGGAUCAGUCUUGCUUUUGUUGCUGGAGCUGCAUUGACUGUCUUGUUUGGGAUUUCACCGUUGGUUUCUGCGAGGUUGAAUCUAAAUCCAUUUGUUUGGACUGUUGAUUUCGUAUUCACAAAGGGUGGGAGUACGAGGAUUAAUGUAUUAUGCUACUUGGCUUUUACUCUGCUGCUUGGCGUCUCUCUCACCACCAGAUUAUUUGACUCCAAAAAACGGGCCAACACCAAUGAAACCAAUCUGAAACGAAAGUAUUUCCACUUUUUGGCCUUCGUAAUGUUUCUACCGUGCUAUCUUGUCGAUCCCGAAUUCUUGCAUCUGGCAUUCUCACUAGCGACAUCUAUAUUUAUAUUAACUGAAUAUGCACGAUUCUUUCGACUUGCACCUGUUGGUGAUUUCCUGCACACGUAUCUGUCACAGUUUGCAGACGCGAGAGACACAGGACCAGCCAUCUUGUCACAUGUGUAUCUGCUACUUGGGUGUGCUAUACCUGUAUGGCUUGCCGGGGGUUUGACUAAGUAUGGAUUUCAAGGGUGUUUGGGGAUUGUGGCCUUGGGCGUUGGUGACUCUUUGGCAGCUAUAAUAGGCCAACGACAUGGACGUCAUCGGUGGCCUCAUUCACGUAAAACCGUUGAAGGAACGGCAGUGUUUAUCGUGUCUGUGUUUUUAUGUUGGGUUGUUGCGGUCUUGUUGGGUGUAGCGAGGAGGAAGGAUUUGCUGCCUGCGUUGUUCAGUAGUGUACUUGGAGGAAAGAGUGCACUGGCUGCUUUAUGGGGUCCUUAUGAACUUUAUGGCAAGGUUGACAAAGUCUACAGUCAAGAAGCAUAUUAUCGAGGUGACGGGUUCGGGACCGCACAAACAUGGAUGAAUGUAGUUGAAUUGGCUUUUCAAUUCGGUGGUAUUUAUUUGGUUGUCAAGAAGCAUCCUGCUGGUGCUCUUGUUGUUGCUACUGCACAGUUAAUGACGUUCUGGAAGACUGUCUUGUACUUUUUGGCUGAUAUACUGGGAGGCUUUGAUAACACCAAGCAGAACGAUGCAUGGACAUUCUUGAGCUUAUACCUCAUUCCCAAUGGCAUGUGGCUCGUAUUCCCAGGCUUUAUCUCUGCCAAAUUGGGACAUGAACUCUUCAAGUUCUUUGUUGACUUGUCACUGACCAAGAAAUUGAACUAG